This is a messenger RNA of Adineta ricciae, 738 nucleotides long. The record is from the annotation of a GenBank genome assembly. Lineage: Eukaryota; Metazoa; Rotifera; Eurotatoria; Adinetida; Adinetidae.
AUGUUAAGCUUACAGCGGCAAUGGAAAACAUUAAGCCUAUCAUUUGCCGAUGCAAUUCUCACCGUAUCGAUGAAUCGUCCAAAGGUAAAUGCAAUGUCACCUGAACUAUUGACUGAACUGGUUGAAGUGUUUGAUCAAACUUCGAAAGAAGACAAAGUCAGAGGUGUUCAUUUACGUUCUAAUCUGAAUUCCACAUUUUGUGCCGGUGCUGAUCUGUCGACUGUCUACAAUUUAUCUGUUGCUGGUAAAAAAUCGGCCAUUGAUAAAUUCGUUUUUGAAACACUUAGUCGCGGCAUGACAGCUCCUCUCUAUUGUUCUAAGCCAGUUGCUUGUUCUCUUGAUGGACAUACAAUUGCCGGUGGUCUAAUGCUUGCUCUUUCAUGCGAUUAUAUUGCUAUUGGCACACGAAAACCAUUUCGUAUCGGUAUAACUGGUCCUAUUGUUGGCAUUCCUUAUCCUUUAAAAGCAGUUAAACUUGUUCAACAUCAAUUGGACCCGUCCGUAGGUUAUCGACUUCUUGUUGAUGCUACUCUACAUUCGUCAAGUGAUUUUCCCAUUAAAUGUGAACGCAGCGAAAGCCCCGAUGAUUUAUCACGAAAAUGGCUGAAAAUGAUUUGUCAAAGGCCGUUACAAGACACUCUUGAUAACGAACAAGAAAAACAAGCAUAUUUUGAAGCUGUUACCAGUGAUGAAUGUUUACAAGCAAUGAAAAAUGCAUUGGCGAAAGAGAAAUCUUAA